AUGUCGGUUCUUUCUAAUUCGAAAUUACAGGGAUAUAAUGAAGAAAAAUCCAAGGAGAAAGCUCGUCUGAAGAAGAAGCACAAGAGAAGGGCCCUUAAAGGGAAGCUGAAAGAGAAAGCAAGUGAAACAAAAGAUGGAGGAGCACCGGUUAAUAGUGAUGAAGUCAACAAGCUUGAAUGCCAUAGCGAUUCCAGUACGAGUUCAAAAUCUAGCUCCAAAUCAGCCUCGAGCUCUAAAUCUUCCGUCAGUUCCAAAUCCGUCUCGAGCAAAUCUAACUCUGACUCUGGUUCGAAAUCCGGCUCGGAUUCGGGAGGUAAGAAAACCAAAUUGAAGAAGAAAGGGCUGAAGCAGAAGGCAAAAGAAACUUCUUUCCCUGCUGAAGAGGGUAAAGUGCCAGAAAAGAAGAAGCUCACAGAAGCUGAAGAGGAAAUUGAGGCCAAGGGUGCAGAGAAAACAGAAAAUACAACAACGUCAAAGGAAGAAGAGAGCAAGGGAAUAUCAGAAACGAUCAAGGAUCAGCUUCCUGUUUAUGGAAAGAAUGCGGUGGAAAAAAAUACUGAAACUUCGAUAUGA
Molecule: messenger RNA, 573 nt
Organism: Dendrobium catenatum
Lineage: Eukaryota; Viridiplantae; Streptophyta; Magnoliopsida; Asparagales; Orchidaceae
Exons: 2
Coding region: 1-573 (190 amino acids)
Source: RefSeq, a predicted model, not a curated record